Messenger RNA from Megalops cyprinoides (Indo-Pacific tarpon), 1506 nucleotides. RefSeq names its product zinc finger protein 696-like. The annotation marks the transcript as partial. Gene Ontology annotation, biological process: regulation of transcription by RNA polymerase II. Lineage: Eukaryota; Metazoa; Chordata; Actinopteri; Elopiformes; Megalopidae. Gene Ontology annotation, molecular function: DNA-binding transcription factor activity, RNA polymerase II-specific; RNA polymerase II transcription regulatory region sequence-specific DNA binding. The transcript is spliced from 3 exons. Gene Ontology annotation, cellular component: nucleus. The record is from RefSeq and is a predicted model, not a curated record.
AGAGAGGAGGGGCUCAGCUGCAGCUGUGGACAGCCAUACCAGCAACAUGCCCGUGCCGGCCCUGGCUGCCCUCUGUCUCCCUCCUUUCACACCUUCCUGUCCUUAAAGCCCAGAGAGGGAACCACCUCUUCACGAGCCAAGCCGCCCCAGUCUGAUCGGAACUGCUUGUCCAAGGACUCCAGCGCUGGCCCUGUCGAUCUGGGUCUGGGUCUCGGGCUGGUCAUGUCGCUGGAGGAAGCGGCCAGCGACCCGACCUGCCCGUUCAUCCCCCAGCCCGGGCAGCGGCUUUCCAAGCAGCGCGGCCGGGACUCUGAGGUCCAGUCCCCGGUCAGCGUCCAGGACAGCCCGCCACAGUCCCCCGCCCCCUUCCCCUGCCUCUCUUGCCACCGCACCUUCCAGACCUGCGCCCAGCUCCUGAGGCACCAGCAGAGCCACGGCCAGCAGGAGGGUGUCACGCAGCACCUGUGCAUGCACUGCGCCGCCUCCUUCCCCCGCCCCUCCCUGCUGCUGCAGCACCAGCGCUCCCAGCACGCCUCCAAGCCCUGUGGCUUCCUGUGCACCGAGUGCGGCCGGGCCUUCAACUCCCACAGCAACCUGCGCAUCCACCUCAACGUGCACACCGGCGCCCGGCCCUACGCCUGCGACGACUGCGGCAAAAGCUUCAGCCAGUCGGGGGCGCUGCGGGUCCACCGCCGCAUCCACACCGGGGAGCGUCCGUACACCUGCACCUACUGCGGGCGCGGCUUCUCCAACCUGGCCGGCCUGCGGGCCCAUGAGCGCACGCACACGGGCGAGAAGCCGUACCCCUGCCCGCAGUGCGGCAAGUGCUUCACCCAGUCCGGGGCGCUCAAGAUCCACACGCGCAUCCACACCGGCGAGCGGCCCUUCAUCUGCGGGCACUGCGGCAAGGGCUUCUCCAGCCACUCCGGCAUCCGCUUCCACCAUCGGACGGUGCACGGGGUCGCCCUCAAGGCCAGCGUGGGCAAAGGCACGGGUGCGCAGCCCGGCUCGAGUCCUGGCACCAGUCCAUCAGCUGUUUCCGCCAUUGGUCCCUGUGCUGGAGCCAGUCUCGGUCCCCUCACCAACUCUAAACUGAGUCCCCCCACCACUGUCUACCCAAAUGCUAAUACCUCCGUCAGUCCCGGAACCAACCCUAAAGCUGGUAACAGCCCCAGUAUGGAUGUAGCCUCUACGUCUUUUUCCGGCCCCGCCUCGCCGUCCGGAUCCAGUUCGGACCUCAGAACCGGCAGGAAAGCCCUGCCUAAGGCUGGGGGGGACUCUCAGAACUCCGGGUUGGACCUGACCCUGGGCUCGGCAGAGAGGGAGAGGAGGAUGCUGCUGGGUGAGAGGGAGGACUAUAGGGGGCAGGGUCAGGACGCGCCCCCCAGGAACGGACACCGCGUGCCAGAGAGACACCCUACCCAGGGGGCCGAAACAGGGGGAGAGGGAGGGGUGCACGACAAGGAGAGGGUAGAGGGGGAGAUCGUGGACAGCUUGCUCCAAUGA